AUGUAUCCAAUAUAUGCAAGUGAACAUGCAAAUAAAUCUAUCUAUCUAUCUAUCUAUCUAUCUAUCUAUCUUAGUCUCUUCAUAUCUAUCUAUUAUCUAUCUAUCUAUCUAUCUAUCUAUCUUAGUCUCUUCAUAUAUAUCUAUCUAUCUAUCUAUCUAUCUAUCUAUCUAUCUAUCUAUCUAUCUUCUCACUUAUAUAUCUAUUUAUCUACCAUGCAAGCAAGAAAGCUAAGUAACAAUGUGUUAAUAUCUAUAUGUUCGCCUGUCUGUUCAUAUCUAUCUAUCUAUCUAUCUAUCUAUCUCUUAUCGAUUUGUUCAUAUCCGUAUUUUUCUGUCUGUUCAUAUCUAUCUAUCUCUAUUCUCACCUAUCUAUCUAUCUAUCUAUCUAUCUAUCUAUCUAUCUAUCUAUCUAUCUCUUUUUCUCAGCUAUGUAGGUUAGCAUUUUGCUACGUAUCGAUGUGUUUAUAUCUAUGUGUUUAUCUGUCUAUCUGUUCAUAUAUAUCUAUCUAUCUGAGAUUUUUAUCUGUGUCAAUCUGUUUCCAUCUAUCUAUCUAUCUAUCUAUCUAUCUAUCUAUCUAUUUUUUCUUAUCUAUCCCAUUUUGUUUUUAUCUCUCUAUCUAA
This is a messenger RNA of Acanthosepion pharaonis, 621 nucleotides long. The record is from the annotation of a GenBank genome assembly. NCBI's taxonomy places the organism in Eukaryota, Metazoa, Mollusca, Cephalopoda, Sepiida, Sepiidae.